Molecule: messenger RNA, 330 nt
Organism: Mesorhabditis belari
Lineage: Eukaryota; Metazoa; Nematoda; Chromadorea; Rhabditida; Rhabditidae
Source: the annotation of a GenBank genome assembly
AUGGCGCAACGACUUACGUAUCGAAGGCGCCUGUCAUACAACACACCAUCAAAUAAAACAAAAGUCAAGAAGACUCCAGGAGGAAAACUCGUCUACCACUAUGUGAAGAAACGCGGAAAGUUCCCCAAGUGCGGCGACACCGGAGUCAGACUUCAUGGAAUUACUUCAGCCCGACCACGUGAACUUUCGCGACUUUCGCGCCGCCACAAGACCGUCACACGCGCGUAUGGAGGAGUCCUCUCAGCCAAUGCCCUUAAAGAACGAAUCAUCCGAGCUUUCCUCCUUGAAGAACAGAAGAUCGUUGCCAAAGUAUUGAAAGCGAAGGCAAAG